Molecule: messenger RNA, 2424 nt
Organism: Haemonchus placei
Lineage: Eukaryota; Metazoa; Nematoda; Chromadorea; Rhabditida; Trichostrongylidae
Source: the annotation of a GenBank genome assembly
AUGGUAAAGGCUGAAGAACAUGAAACGACUGCCGGAAGUGAGAGCUCAGGUGUUUCCGAAAAAUCGGAGGAAAAAACGGAGACAAAGUAUGAAGAGAACAACAUAGUGAAUUCUUCGAUGUUGCCGUUGCCGUCAUCCGGUGAAAUGAUGAACGAGACGGAUCAGGUUGAUGAGCAGGAACAUGAAUCUCCAACAGGCUCGUGUAAACAACGAGCUAUACUUGGGUACAAGUUUUGUAUACGGCAUAUUCUCCUGGAUCCGUCUGCACCAUAUAAACAAUGUGAACAUCACCGGAAGCCGAAAAGUAAAAAAGAUCUCGCUACUCGCUGUACCAAUGCCAUCAGAAAGGAUAAAGAAGAAAAUUUCUGUAGCACUCAUCUGAUCAUGAACGGAAUGAAGGAGGCCAAAAAGAAGGAGAAGGGCGCGAUCGCAGCUAAUGGAGAAGGUACCGAAAUGGUUGAGUCUUCCAGCGGAACUUCAGCUAUACCCGUUGUUGGGGAUCAGCAUCAACUAAUGUCCCAAUCUAUUGCUGAUGUAACUUCGAAUUCAUCUCCCAUGUCGCAGGACGUUCUUCAACCCUCAACGCCAUGCGGAGAGAUGAUUGCAGCUUCAUCUAUCCCAAGUCCACCACGAGCUGCCAUCGUAUGUACUGCUGCCAGCGUCAUGUCUCGGCCACCUGCUACUGUACCGACCGCUGUGAUACCGGCGCUGUCCUCCACGCGGCAGUCGCUUCUGCCACCGCCGCCUUCAUCAACGACUACCCUUAGGCAAUAUGUGCAAAGUAACGCACAUCUGACGGGAAACGUUCUUCGACAGCAGCUGGCUCCACAGACGAAUAACACCUUCGCGCCACAGCGUCAACAAGCUCUGUUCCCUGUUGCCAUUGCCGGCUCAAGAGACGCCCGUCAACCGGUAUUGGCUCAGCUCAACAUGGAAAGCAAGCGGCACUUUGGAGUACCACCUGGAAUCGUGGCAUCAAUGGAAGGCACUGCAGUAGCUCCCGGCGGUGCAGAAGUGGUAAACAAUAUGGCAACCGCUCUUCCCCAACAGGUUGUUGCACACGAUGAUGGUCGAGCGCUUAUACAACAGGUCCCAAUGACCGGGUAUCAAGGAGUGGAGCAACAUUCUAUGGUUCCUGCACCAUUAGGCACAUCGAUGGUAGUAGAUCCUCAGUUGGGAGGUGCUCCUGUACAGAUGCAGCGUGUCCCAAUUGCUGUCACUCAGCAGCCGAUCCCUCAGCAGCUUCAGCCACUGCAGCAGCAACAACAACCGCAACAACAGCGUGUUCAUCUUAGCCAGCGUCAGAUUCCCCCGGGAGCCCUUGCCGCAUUACGAGCUCAAGCCCUAAGAACUCGUUCGCUGUCAUCGACGGCAAUACAACGGAAUCAUCCGCAACUGGCCGCAAAGAGGUUUACGUCGUUUGGCACAAUCCCUCACAUCGCGCUGCCCAUUCAACGCGGUUUACGAGCUGAACAACUCGUUCAGCUGCUGGAAGGUGGUGCGCGAGGUAUGCGCAAUUCUCGUUAUGCUGCAGCCUUGGCGGCAGCGAUCGCGCGUCAAAAUCAACCUCUUCCAUGGAACGCUCCACCGAUAGCACGUCGAACUCCCCCUUCUAGUGAUGAGGAGGAUUUUGGAAAGACGUCCAAUGGGAACAAGGUAGUACAAAAGGGCCUCGAGCCGUCCGAUGAUGAAGAUGCGACAUAUCCAUCGUCUUCGAUUCUUCCUACAGCGAGCUUGGCAGUGUCUAGCUACUCUGGUGACUUAUCCACGCAGUUGUAUCUGAUCAAGAAACAACUUCGAUUGGAACGGCAUGCCUUAUUGAAGCAGGCACAACUGAAUGCUCACAUAAUGUGUGCAUCGCGUCGUUUACCACUGAGCGUUGGUGCUGCGUUACGUCAACGUUCGGAUCCCUCACCGCCACCUCUCCAGUUAGCUCCAGCAGCUUUACGUCGGUGUUGUCAACUGGACAAUACCAAUAAACAACGAUGUGAACGUGCAUGUUUACCGAUGUCAAAUCACUGCCUCCAACACGUGCUGUACAACGUGCAUCAACGUUUGUUCGCUUUCUGUACGCAGUCGUUCUGUCGUAGGCCAGUGAACUCCAUUGACGCACUGCUUUGGGAUGGAAAAUGUGCACUACACAGGCAAUCCAGGGAAGAUAGAUACGGUCCGGCACCUAUAUAUGACACCAGUUCAUUUAUGGGUUCAUCGUCGUCAAUUGGUUCACCGCUUGGUGACGAGUCUUCAGCAGCAAGUCCUAUGCCCCAGACAGAUCCACAUCAUGUCCUACUCACUGAUACUACAGCUCCAAUGGAUUGUCAACUUUCUUUGGAUGUUUCGCACUCAUGGGAUGAUGUUACGGAGUUCCUGAUGUCUGAAGGUUUCCCAGUUGAUUCUCCCAAUUCGCAAGUUACGCCAUCAUAG